Messenger RNA from Oikopleura dioica, 1752 nucleotides. The record is from the annotation of a GenBank genome assembly. Lineage: Eukaryota; Metazoa; Chordata; Appendicularia; Copelata; Oikopleuridae.
AUGGGAAAAAGAGACAAGCUGAUUUAUGGACCAGAAGAUGUUCCGCCAUGGUACAUGUGCAUUCUUUUAGGAACUCAGCACUUUUUAACCUGUCUUGGUUCCACUGUCGCCAUUCCACUCGUUCUCGCGCCAGCAUUCUGCCUCGGGGAUGAUCCCCAAUCAAACCUCGCCAAAAGCUACCUCAUGUCAACCCUCUUCGUCGGCAGCGGCAUCUGUACAUUCAUCCAAGCGACGUUUGGAAAUCGUCUGCCGAUCCUUCAAGGAGGGACAUUUUCCUUUUUGACUCCGACUUUUGCGCUCAUGGCGACAGCGCCGUUUCUUUGCGAUAAUAAGAAACUCGUUCAAUGUACAAGUUCGAAUAUCACAAGCUCAUCCCUUCUCUCGAACGAGACCCUUUUCUUCACACAUGAGACUCUCAAUUGCUGCUAUGACGAGUCCAUGGAAGACUGCAGAGGAUUUGUGGAAGAGCCAAACGACUCGGUAGAAGUCAAAUGGAAUGAGUUCUACGAAGAUGCAAAAACUUGUUGGUCGGGUGAUUGCGGAACGCAGAUCAUUACUUUUGAUGAAACUUGGAAAAGAAGAGUGCGGGAAGUUCAGGGAGCGAUCAUUUCCGCCUCAGCAGUCGAGCUCGUCAUUGGCGCCACUGGACUGAUCGGUGUCGUGCUUAGCUUUAUCACUCCACUCGCAAUCGCUCCGGUCAUCUCUCUCGUUGGUCUCUCUCUUUUUCAGCCAGCCGCGAAUAUGUCCGCGUCUUGCUGGCCAAUUUCAAUCAUAACUAUCGGCUUCAUGGUUCUGUUCUCUCAAUAUCUCCGCGAUGUCAACACUCCAGUUCCGUACAUAAAUAUCAAAGAAAAGAAAUGCGAGGUCAAAAUGCUCCCGGUUUUCAAAGUCUUUCCGGUUCUCCUGGCGCUGAUAAUUUCCUGGGGCCUAUGUGGAAUUUUGACAGCGGCGGCAAAUGGAGGCGAUGGAAUGGCGAACUUCGAUGAUCCUGCGCAUUACUGGUACAAAGCCAGAACAGAUACAAAAAAUCAGGUCAUCGCCGAUGCGCCUUGGUUCCGCUUCGUUUAUCCCUUUCAAUGGGGUUGGCCGACAUUUUCAGUAGCUGGCUUUGUUGGACUUUUGUCAGGAGUCUUCGCUGGAAUGCUCGAAUCGAUUGGAGAUUAUUACGCCGCUGCUGAUAUUUCUGAAGUGCCUCCGCCACCAGUUCAUGCGAUUAAUAGAGGGAUUAUGAUGGAAGGUGUUGCUUGUAUCAUUGAUGGAAUUCUCGGCUCGGGAAAUGGAACGACGACUUAUUCAGAAAACAUAUCCACCUUAUCAAUCACCCGCUGCGCCUCCCGCCGAAUGAUCCAAACCGCCGCCGUCAUCCUCUUCAUCCUCGGCUUUUUCGGCAAAUUCACUGCCUUUUUCGUCACUCUACCCGACCCGGUCAUCGGAGGAAUCUAUUUCGUCAUAACCGCUCCAUUUAUUGGUGGAUUUUUCGCAAUCAUUUUAGAUAACACCAUUCCCGGAACUCGAAAAGAGCGGGGUGUCGAUGCUUGGGCACAAAGCUCAUCUGAUGAUGAUGUCGACGGACUUGAAACUUAUGACAUUCCCUGGCUAUCGAAAGUCACUAAUUUGAGCUUCAUGAAAUAUGUUCCUAUUUCUCCGGCCUUCAAGGGUGGCUCGAAUGCUUGGACAAGAAAGGUCUGCCCAUGCUCACAACAAGUUGAUGAUGAUGAAGUUACUGCGAAAAUCGAGUCAACUGAUUUUUAA